AUGCGUUUGAACUUUGGAAUAGCUUGUCUAUUAGCGGCAAUUGCACCAAGUCAGGUUCAAGCCGCUGAUACAACUGUGUACCGUGACUCAACUACCGGCUUCAUAUUUGCACAGCGCUUGGCAGCGUACAAGCUUGGUGGUACCAUCACAUUCCGCAUCGCAGUCCCAAGUAAUGCCAGCUCGGGCUCAUCCUACGAUGCUGUUAUCCAGGUUGUUGCUCCUAACGAAGUAGGAUGGGCUGGCCUUGCAUGGGGAGGAAGUAUGGUCAACAACCCAUUGACGUUGUCAUGGCAAAACGGACAAAACGUAGUGCUAUCGUCCCGUUACACAACAUCUCGUAGCUCACCACCAACCUACACCAAAGCAACUUAUACGACCCUGAAAGCAGGCACUAAAGUUAACUCAACACACUACCAAUACACCGCGAAAUGCACCGGGUGCACUUACUUCACGGGCGCCAGCAAUGCUCAGAAGAGUCUCAACCCAGCUGGCGGAAAUCAACUCGCCUUCGCUUUCGCCUUUGCGAAGCCUUCCUCUCCAUCAUCGAAUACAUCAGCCAUUCCUGUUCAUGAUGUUCAUAGUUAUUGGGUUCAUGACUUUGCUCAGGGCGCGAAUGCUAAUUUCGCUGAGUUGGUAACGAAGAAUGCGUAG
Glarea lozoyensis ATCC 20868 is the source of this 651-nucleotide messenger RNA. RefSeq names its product CBD9-like protein. The record is from RefSeq and is a predicted model, not a curated record. The transcript is spliced from 3 exons. The coding region runs from base 1 to 651 and encodes 216 amino acids. NCBI's taxonomy places the organism in Eukaryota, Fungi, Ascomycota, Leotiomycetes, Helotiales, Helotiaceae.